AUGAAGCAAUUAUUGGCUCAACAGCUGGAGGUUCCAAAAUAUGCUAAGUACAUCAAGGAUAUUGUUGCAGAUAAGAGGCACUGGACAGGAUUUGAGACUGUAGUACUUGCUGAAGAGUGUGGUUCUAGAGUGAGGAGCAACAUUUCACCAAAGCUGAAAGAUUCGGGAAGCUUCACUGUCUCUAUCACCAUUGGUAACAUUGAGGUUGGGCUAGUAUUGUCUGAUUUGCGUGCUAGUAUUAAUUUGAUGCCCACCUCUGUGUUCCAAACGUUGGGGUUGGGUGAGCCAAGGUUAAAAACAGUCACUUUGCAGUUAGUGGAUAGAUCUCUAGCAUAUCUCGAUGGCAUAAUUGAAGAUGUUCUUGUUAAAGUGGUUCCAUUCAUUCUGCCAGUUGUUUUCAUCAUUCUUGAUUAUGAGGCUGAUAAGAAUGUCUCUCUCAUCAUAGGAAGGAGAUUCUUAGCUACUGUUGAUGCGGUUAUCCAAAUCAGAGAUGGGAAGAUGUCCAUGACAGUCGAUGGGCAAGAGGCUACUUUUGAUGUAUUUGAAGCAACCAGGCUACCGCCCCAUUAUGAAGAAUUUAAAUAA
This is a messenger RNA of Lycium barbarum (goji berry), 585 nucleotides long. RefSeq lists its product as uncharacterized. Lineage: Eukaryota; Viridiplantae; Streptophyta; Magnoliopsida; Solanales; Solanaceae. The transcript has 2 exons. The record is from RefSeq and is a predicted model, not a curated record. The coding region runs from base 1 to 585 and encodes 194 amino acids.